AUGUCUAUUAAUUUACAUUCGAAAUUGGAACUAGAUGGUUCUUAUAAGUUGAUACAAUUGACUCCAGAUCUGAUGGAGACGUUGAAGGAUGAUUCUUUAAGUUCGACAAUGAGAUUUAAGUCCUUGGAUAAAGCAAAAGCCGAUGUUGUGCUUUGUUCAGAGGAUAAAACUUGGAUAAUAAGAGAAAAAAGUCAUUCUAAUACUGUGAUGCUAAUGCAUGAGUUUGCUUCAGAAGGUAAUCCUGUAAAUAAUAUCGUGAUUAAUGGUGUCCCAGAUCCUACAAGUGAUUUUUUAGGUUUUUCCAAGACAACUUUUGAAUAUGAAACAAGACCUGCUAAUGGCCAACUUAACCUUGAUUUAGUACCAAUAUAUAAUGGUGAAAUGAAUUUUACUGUUGAUUCUACAAAAUUAUUUACUACUAAACAAGAAUUAUUAGAUAAUUCACCGUGCUCUAUAAAAGAAUAUCGUAAAAAUUGGGCAAAAGUUGGGGGUUCUGUUAUUAAUGGACAAAUAUGUAUAUUAUCGGCAGAGUUUUUGGCUAAGUCAUUGCACGUAACUUUGAUGAGUAUCAUGGCAGAAUCUUUGGAUUUAGACAUCCUUUCUUUAGAUAAGGUAUUUGACGCUGUUGAGAAGGGAUUUGACGAAGAUUUCAAUCCAUAUACUAAAGAAGUAAUUAAAACAGUUAUAAGGAAGUUUGGAAUAUCAAAUGAAUCUAAUGAUAAUGACAAAUCUACUUAUAAAUUAAACAUGUUACCAAUUGCAAAAUGGUAUGGUAUAAGAGCAUUGAAAAAAUAUGUUUCAAAAACUUCAAUGUCUCAGGAUGAGUUUUUAACUAAUUGGAAAUCUUUAUUCCCACCAUUUUUUCCCUGUGAUAUUGACAUAAAUAUGCUUCGAGGUUGGUUUUAUAAACCGACUGGUUCAAAUAUACAAUAUAUUUCUAAGGAGACCAUGCCCAUGGAUAUUAAAGAUAGAUUUAAGAUGUUAUUUAAAUUACAAUCCCAAUGGGAAUUAGAAGAUAUAAGACCAUUUAUUGAAGAAUUAAAUGUGAAGGGAUUAAAGAUUGACAAUUUUAUUAUGAAAUAUGCACGUCGUAAAAAAAUUGGUAACUCAAAAAUUAUAGUUACCAGUAGAUAG
Molecule: messenger RNA, 1134 nt
Organism: Vanderwaltozyma polyspora DSM 70294
Lineage: Eukaryota; Fungi; Ascomycota; Saccharomycetes; Saccharomycetales; Saccharomycetaceae
Gene: DCC1
Product: Dcc1p
Exons: 1
Coding region: 1-1134 (377 amino acids)
Biological process (GO): maintenance of mitotic sister chromatid cohesion; mitotic sister chromatid cohesion
Cellular component (GO): Ctf18 RFC-like complex; chromatin; chromosome, centromeric region
Source: RefSeq, a predicted model, not a curated record